Messenger RNA from Perkinsus marinus ATCC 50983, 3534 nucleotides. RefSeq lists its product as hypothetical. The transcript is spliced from 5 exons. The record is from RefSeq and is a predicted model, not a curated record. Bases 1 to 3534 code for a protein of 1177 amino acids. Gene Ontology annotation, molecular function: catalytic activity. NCBI's taxonomy places the organism in Eukaryota, Perkinsozoa, Perkinsida, Perkinsidae.
AUGACUAUCGACAACAACUCCGAUAUUUCGUCCAACAUCAAUCUCCCUCCGACCCAGGAGACCGGCGGCUUCGUGACUGUUAUGGAAGCAGUUCUGAAUGUCUGCGCUGGGUCGGCCAUGGGAGUCAGGAAGGCCAAUGAGGUGAAAACGCUGCUGGACAGAAUGCAUGCGAUGUAUACGGGCGCGCAAGAAGAUCUGUGUGAGGGUCAGAGAAAGUUAAUCAAGGUUAUGGAAGAGCACGGUAGGGUCAAAGAGGAGAUUUCGAGGAUAAACAGGUCCGGCAUGGCCACGGGUCUGGGGGUGCAGCGUACGGAAACACUGGGAACUGGCGGGAUGCCCAGCAGACCCGACAGGGACGGAACUUUGAUCUGGGUGACCGGUGGAGACAUCAGAGAAGACAGGAGCACGGAGCAUCGCCUCCGUAUAGUCGGAAGAAUUGGCUGUAAAGCCGAAGUAGUGGUGCUAGACAGCUUUUUCGCGAAAGAUGGCAGGCUAGGGAUCAGAGUAGCUGAAGGUGAUGUAGGCGGUGCCGUACGUGCGGCCGUAGAUCUUGGGUAUGAAGGGAAGAGCCCUGGAUCCUUUGAGCCUGAGUUAUUCAUAAGGGAAGUCGGCUCGAUCAGUGAGCAGACGUUGAAGGAUGCUAUAGGUGAAGAAUGCACAGCAGUUUACAAAAGGGGCCUCAACGCCUUUGUAAGAGUGAAGAAGUGUGGAGUUGAGCGGCUGCUAAGGGAGGGCAUUAAGGUGGAAUGGCGACUUAUCAGACCCGAGCUGAAACACAGGAGGAAGAUGUGCUAUCGAUGCUGUGAACUCGGCGAUAUGGAAAGAAACCUCCGUAUUAUAUCAGGAUAUUGCCCUUCUGAUGGUACGACCACAAUGGAGGAGUGCCUCUUGGGAGUUGAUGCCUUGGUCAGCCAUCGGCGGACAGUCCUUUGUUGUGACAGUAAUGCGUGGAGUGGGGCGUGGGGGCCCCCACGCGAUGGGGGGUCGUAUCAACGAAGGAGGGGAGUCAUUCUGGAGGACUGGGCAGAGAAGAAUGGCCUACACGUGAUUAAUGACUGCGAGUCUCCCCCCACCUUCCGCAGCCACCGCACUUGUAGUGAUGGUUCUAUCAUCACCUCCCACAUUGAUGUUACGAUGUGCUCUGUGGAUCUCGUGGAACGGGUUGCGGACUGGCAGGUGGACUGGGAUGAUCCUUCUUCUGCUGUAUCCGAUCAUGCGGCUGUUAAGGUAGCCAUAAGCCUGCGGCUUAUUGCUCGUCAGGAACCACCAUGGAGAGGUAAGGGUAGGCUGAACGAGGAUCAGUUUGCUGAAAGGAUAUGUAGCGUUCUCCCGCAGUGGCAUCCCUCCUGGAAGGACGAAUGGGCGACGACUGUGCGAGGCACGGCUUCAAUUUGUGAAGCUAUAGCUCAAUGCGUGGAGGAUUGCCGAGGCAGGUCGCGUAAGCUCAAGGCUCCGAGGCCGGUGUGGUGGACGCCGGAGAUCGGCGAUUUAGAACGCAAGGUAUCCUGGUUGCGAAAGCGGGUGCAGAGGACAAACAACUCCACGGAAACAAGGGCGGAACUCCGAGAGGCAUCACGGGCUCUGCGACGGGCUAAGAGGGCCAGGGCUAAGGAGCAUGCACGUAGGGAGCUCGCGUCUCUGGAGAGUCCCACUGCAGCGUUUGAAUAUCAUCGGAAGUGGCGUGCCGCUCGUCGACCGGCAAUACAUCCUUACCUCUCGGCUGAGGAGCUCGCGAAAGGCCUGUUUCCCAUGGAGGAACCUGACUCUUCGGAGCAGGCAGACAUGAGGAAGGAAAUGGCCGACGUGAUAAGAGGGCUAAAGCAGCUCCCACCUGAGGUUGAACCCGUCUCCAGGGCAGAGCUGCUGGCCAGUGCGAAAGAGGUGAGGGCAUCAUCAUGUCCGGGGGCAGACUCGGUUCCGGUUACCGCAAUGCAGCUCACGAUAGAAAGGGAGCCUCAGGUGUUCUGUGAAAUGUUCACCGCAUUCCUUCAACACCGGCAGCUGCCCAGUGACCUUAAGAGUGGCUACGUUAUAACGCUGCCGAAAGGGCAUGACAGACCGGCAUGGGAGGAGAAGUCAUGGAGGCCGAUAACUGUACUGACUGCACUCACUCGCGUCUUUGAGCGACUCGUUUAUCGGCGAGUUGAACGGCUGAUAGAGUUUCCAGACUCCUUUCAUGCCUACCUUCCGGGCAAAGGGUGCGAUACUGCGGUCGCAAACCUUGAGAGCGAAAUAAGGAAGAUCUGGCAGAAUGGCUACAGUGCAGGGUGCAUCUUCCUCGACAUUGAAGGGGCGUUCGACAAGUGCAGUCCUUGGGCGACCCUCAAGGAGAUGAAAGCCCGUGGGCUCCGGGGUGACUACCUUGCUCUACUUUCUGAUUAUCUGAGUGGCCGACGAGUCUCCCUGCACCAUGCAGGAGAUAUCUCCACGAUGGAGCUCACGCGGGGGACGGCGCAAGGAGGAGUAUUGUCCCCCUGGAUAUUCAACUGUUUUAUGCUGUCCCUGAGCGACGUCCUAUCGCCCUGGGCCUACGUGACGUAUGCUGAUGAUGUCGUUGUGAUCUUCCAGUAUAAAACCGAGGAAGAGGUACGGGAUGCCGCUCGAGCAAUCCAUGCUGCACUCGACAAAUGGUGUGGGUUAGUGAAAGUGAAGCUCUCCUGGCCGAAGACACAGUUGAUGUGCUUCCCCAAAUGCCGGGCGCACGGAGGUAUCGGGUGCCACAUCAACAUGGGUGAUCAAGUGAUCGUGGAGUCGCCAGUACGAUGGAUUGGAGUGGCACUAGAUCGGAAAUUUAGGUGGGGUGCUCAUGCGGCAAACAUUCUCGCUCGGCUGGAGGGGAUAUACCACUCUGUGAAAGCGCAUGUCCGAAGCUCAUGGGGAUUGGGCCCCGACGUCGCGCUGGUGCUUUUUGAGGCAGUGGCUCGUGGCUGCCUGCUGUACGCGGUUGGCUGCUGGGGACAUGCGGCCCUUCGCGCCAGGAUUGCCAAGCAGCUGAGGGCGCUACAGGCUCGGUUCUACCGGAGGGCUCGGAGACUGAGCGCGCGUACCCCUACCGCAUUUGUGUCACAUACAGGAACGGACGGAAUACCCUGGGAUCUCCUAUGCGUAUCCCAAUGUAUAAAACGUCGGCUGUCCGUGACAGGCUUUCCCGCGGUACCCUCCUUGCAGGACGAGCUCCAACGCAUAGCUAUGGGAGCUCCAGUCGAUUCCCCAGUUUCGGCGGCGAGAGAGCUUAGACCUCUCACCAUCAGUAGCCGUAGAAAGAGCCCUUGCAGAAACAUCGCGGAAUCAAACUGCCGGAUGCGCGGCGGUAUUGAAGACGCAGUACGGUCAAAGUCCUGCGAAGGGAACCGCCGAGCGGACCAGCUAGCAAAACUGCUCUCGCUACACGGGGAUGAUCCGCCGUUCAUCGUACCCAUAGAUCGGGAGGUGGUCUCAGAGAGGGACAGAGCCGGCUGCGAUACUGCCGAAGCCGAGUUGAUGGGGGAAGUGAUGAAUGUCCGAACUGCGACGCUCAAGUCACGGAGGAUGUGA